AUUAAAACUAGUACAGUUUAGCGUGUUAUUACUGUAUAUAAUUUUUUACACGAAAGCAGAAAAUGCCACAAAAUAUCAAAUAGAACAAUUAGAUACGUUAUUAAUGUAUCCAGGAUGGAAUAAUAUAAAUGUUGUCAACUUCAUAACAUAUAAUAAAAAAACAUAUUAUCUUGAAAAUUUAAUUGAAACACCUACACAUAAAUCUUUUUGUAUGAUAAAGAUACGAGCUUUGACUGUACAUCUUGGAUGCAAAUAUGUAAAAGUUAUGAAUAAUUUUUUUUUAAUUAUAAUAAACGGCCUAUCAUUUUGUAAAAUAGAUGAAGAAAGAAACAUUUCAAAAAACAAUGUUAUCACUUAUACCGAAGAAUUCAUGAAAAUAAUAAUUUUAUUUAUUGUUCCAACAGCAAAAUUGAUGAAAGACGCCAUGGAUGCUUUAGGUUCAAUACAUUAUAAACCAUGGGCUAAUAUUAAAAAAAAAAAAAACAACAAUCACUACAUAAUGAGUCCUUUGUUGGAGAGAAUAGGAGAUAUUUUGGACAAAUUAAACGAACGAACUCUAUCCCGUGAUGAUAUAUAUACAUACAUUUGGGCAUUUCACACUAUAUAUUCAUUUUCUAAUAGUAUAAUAGAAGAUAUACAAUAUGAUACUGAUUCAUAUUGUGAAUUUGUAUCUUAUAAUCAGAAUUAUUUAUGGCAUGAAUGGAUUCUAGAAUAUAAUACUAUUAUAAAACAAGACGAAAAAUUAGUAUUUUUAAAUUUUUUAACCAGAAAAUUUAAAGAUUAUAUCAAGACUGUAAUUAUAGAAAAUUAUUUUCAACUGGGAUUUAAAUUUGAUUCAUUUACUGAAGAAACAUUUUUACCAAAAUCAGGGGAGCAAUAUAUACAAGAAUUGGAAUUUAAAGUAACAGAUGAAUAUUCUCAACGCUAUUACAAAUGAGGCGUAUAGUUUCCAAACAGCUAUAAGUGAAUUUUUUUAAAACGAUUUUUUUGUAUUUUCUAAAUAAUUACACUGUACUAAAUGUCCUGUAAAAAUAUUUUACUUAAAAAUAGGCUAUAACUGGUUUAAAUUAAUCAUGGAAAAAUAUGAUUGGUUUCAAAGUCACCCAUCUAACAAUGUCAAUUUCAAAACAAGCCAAAAACAAUUAUGUUUUUUUUACGGUAAAAUAAUAAUUGAUAAUGAUUAUAUUUUGCCCUACUAUAUUAAUACUGAUUAAUAUUUUUAUAUAUUUAAAUUAUAAGUAUUAAUUUAAGAUUGCAGUAAAAAAUAUAAUAUAUAGUUUUUAUUUCAAUAUUAGUUUCAAAACUACCUAUAUCACAUAUUCAAUUUUUUUAACCAGCCAUGUAUACAGAAAAAAAAAUGUUGACUUCAAAACCAGCCAUCUGAUGAAAUUUGCUAUAAAACCAGCAGUAUAAAAAUUAUAAAACUAAAUAACUCUUGUAAAAAUAUUUUGUUAAAGUAAAUAUUCACACACAAUGUGUUUA
Daktulosphaira vitifoliae (grape phylloxera) is the source of this 1482-nucleotide messenger RNA. RefSeq lists its product as uncharacterized. Bases 104 to 937 code for a protein of 277 amino acids. The transcript is spliced from 2 exons. The record is from RefSeq and is a predicted model, not a curated record. Lineage: Eukaryota; Metazoa; Arthropoda; Insecta; Hemiptera; Phylloxeridae.